ACAGUCCGCAGCUGCAGGCGCAAACUGCCGCUGCGCUGAAAUUUCCUUCUGCGCAUGAUGACGCGCCUGUCGCGCCGCGCCGCUCAGCUAGCAGCGGCAGCGGCAGGAAGUGAAGCGGCUGCUGAAGCGGCGGCAGGGGGACGGAGCCAAGAACCAAAAGUCGGUGGUGGAAGAAAAUAACCAUGCCUAAUCCGUGAAACCCACACAUUGUGCAUCUUCACGCCGUGCAUCGUUCACCUGGCGGGCGCAGAAGCCAUUUGAGGGUGAUUCCUCAUUGGCUGGUGUGACCCCCACAGGCCCGCCGCCUCCCAAGGUGGGCCCUGAUUGGCUGGACCUGCACUGAUGGCUCUAGGGGAGUAAAUGGCCGCCGCCCCCACCCUCAGCUGAAGAGCUAAGCCCCGCUGUUUCCUCCCCCACCUCCCUAACAUCACUGUUCAUUGCUUUGUUGUGAACCGUGAUUCCCUCCAAACGAUUUGCUGUAGAGUACUAUGGCAAUGCAUGAUAUGAGUCGUGCCAAGGGUUUCCCCUGUAAAGAAUGUGAUAUGGUUUGCCCGAGUACUCCAAGUCUUCUAGAGCAUAUGAAAGCACAUUAUCAGCAAGAAGAGACCGGACGUUUUGAGUGUGAACAGUGUGGCCGAAUCUACAAGCACGCAGCUAGCCUAGCCAAUCAUAAAAAGUCUCACGAAGUAGGUUCAUUCCAGUGUCCUGUUUGUACACGUACGCUGCCCAACGCAGUGGCAUUAAAGAACCACCUGCGGAUCCAUACUCUGUCCCCCAGUAGUGCCCACGCAGAGGAAGAAAGCGAAGAAGUGCCUGAAGAAGCGGGCCACGACGAGAGGGAGUACGGCCUCGCCCAGGACCUCUCCGACGGGUUUGGACGCUCCCAUUUGAACAAUAGUGGUAUGGGACAUAGUGUCCUGCAAAGCCACGACACAGACGAACACGGAAAGAAAGGCUCCCCUGAAUCUGACGACGCUUGGGACAGACCGUUCAAGUGUGACCAGUGUGACCGAACCUACCGGCACCACGGUAGUCUGGUGAACCACAAGAAGUGUCACCAGCAAGGAACUUUUAAGUGUUCUGUGUGUUUUAAACAAUUCAGCAACCUGGCUGCCCUAAACAGCCACGAGAGAACUCAUUCAAAGUUCAAGACUCCUGGGGCCUCCAUGGUGAGCAGCAGCAGUAGCAGCAGCAGCCUCCAUGACUCGGAGCGCAGCGCUGGCACCCAGUCGUCCCAGAGUGAUGACACCGCCUCCUGUUUCUGCCACCUGUGCCAGGUAGCACUGCCAAACAAGGCAGACUUCCAAGAACACAUCCUGCUGCACAACGCGGCUUCACCAUCCCUCGGCCUGCCGCGCAGCUUCCCAGGCAUUAUGCCUCACAAUCUAAGUGCGGUACGGUCCCCGGCAUACACCCCAGCCUUGGGAGACCCUCUGCCCUUGCCACCCCUGCCCACUGAGAAGAGAGGUCCCUAUGACCCCAUAAUGGGUCCUCCAGUGAAUAACCCCAUCUACACAUGCGCUUAUUGUGGCGCAGGACACCCAGAUCUAGAGACCCUGAAAGUCCACUAUCUAACCCAUGAUCCCCACCCGGCCUCCCACAGUCAGGACAGCUCCAUCCUCAACUCGGACACUCUAAGUUCUGGAUCACAAGGCUCAGUGUCUUCGCCAUCUGGAGGCCGAGUGCCUCAGGCUAACUCUCCAGAUGAUGGGGAACGACGCUUUAAGUGUGGGGAGUGUGGCAAAAGUUACCGGCAUGCAGGAAGCCUGGUCAACCACAAACGCUGUCAUCAGACAGGCCACUACCAGUGUACCAUCUGCUGUAAGCAGUACCCUCACCUGGCGGCACUGCACAGCCAUCUGCGGAGCCACAAAGGGCGUCCCUCCAACCAGCCUAUUAACAAUGACAGCAAUGACUGGCUGUCACCAGAGCCGCUAACUCUAGACUCCCAGCAAAGUUAUGUCCAGGAAGGCAGUGGUGCCACAACUCCAAUCUCACUACCAGGAAAUCUGGGCGAUGCUGCCCAUUUUGUACCAGAUGGGGGCCACAGCAGUGGGUUGGACUCUCUUGAGUUCCACGACCGCUUUGAUGGCAGUUCGCUCUCCCAGAGCAGCUCUGCUCACCGACAGGCCGACAGACACGUGUGUGCCGACUGUGGUGAAAUGUACGGAGAUGUAUCUGGCAUCAAGUCACAUAUGUGUCCCCGCCGUGGCCAGCAGCAACAGCAGCCACAGCAGGGCAACAUGUCCAACGGUUUUAUGGGGAACAUGAACUACCACAGCUCAGGUGGAACCUCGCUGCCUGCUGGAAGUUCCAGCAGCAUGAAAGAAGGUAGCAGCCAGCGGCAGUACUCCCAGAGUGGAGGCAAGCGAAUGGGGAGCAAUGACAAAGAUGAUGAUGAUGAUGGAGAAGUGUAUCAGUGUUCGGUGUGCGGCAAUCACUAUGCUAGCCUCAGAGCCCUCAGGAGCCACCUGCGUAGCCAUGCCAACAACCCAACUGGGCCAGGGCCUUCCAACCUGGAGCAGGAGUGGAGGAUGAUCUGCUCCACUUGUGGACAGAGCUUCUCCAGGAAGCAGGACCUGCUGAAUCACCAGUUAGUCCAUGGCCCCCAAAGGCCAGACGGCCAGCAACAGGGUAUUGGAGGCAGUUCAGCAAAUGGCAAUGAGAAAAUGGAUGGCCGUAACCACAUUUGUGUUGAUUGUGGGAUGUUUUUUGCUGACCGCCACCACCUGAUCACUCACUUGUGCCCUGGAAAGAAUCGAGCCAGCUCGCUGAAUAAGCCAGGCCUAAAUGGAGCCAAAGGGAUGUCUGGAGGAGAUGGUGUGGGUGGCGGAGUUGCUGGAGGAAGCCGUGAUGUUGGUGGUGAUGGACGUAGGCCAAUGGUUGACCAAAGUGACAAACCCCACAAGUGCGACCAAUGUGGACGAGGAUACAGACACCCCUGUUCCCUCCUCAACCACAAGAAGUCCCAUAAGACUGGUGUUUUCCGCUGCCUGGUGUGCCAGAAACGCUACUACAAUCUGCUAGCUCUGAAGAAUCACCAAAGGACCCACUUUGACCUGAAGAGGCACAAAUGUGAAGAAUGUGGCAAAGCCUUCAAGAUCCAAAAGCAGUUGAUUAACCACCUCCGUCUCCACGAGGAGCACCGGGCCAAAGGUCUUGUACGGACCGGCCCAAAUGGUUCCCGCUUCCAGCAGCCUGGCCCCUCUCAAAUGCAGACUAUGAGAGGGGAGUCAUCAAAGGGCCAGGUGAUGGGGGUCAAAUACAGCCACCAGGGCUUCAAAAAACCUUACUCUUCGGCUGGUACUUCCAGGCCUCAGAAGUUUGACCCCGCUGAAAGUGGACGGCGGCCGUUUGCCUGUGAAGAAUGUGGGAAGACCUACCGCCAUGCAGGCAGCCUGGCCAACCACAAGAACCUUCACAAAAUCGGGGAGUAUCACUGCAACGUUUGCAACUCCACAUAUCCCAACAGGCUGGCAAUGAAAAACCACCUCCGCCUCCAUUUCGCCCAGAAGAAGCACAACUGCCAAGAGUGCGGCAAAGGCUUCCGCACCCAGAGGCAACUUGCCACCCACACUACAGCAGGCCUGUGCAAAGGGCCGCAGGGCCCCGGGGCCCAGAUGGAUUUUGAGUGCGAUGGCUGCUGCGAAGGCUUUGCCACGGCUGAUGAACUUGCAGCUCAUGACUGCCCAGCCCAGCACCUGCCUUCGUCCUCUUCCACCAACACCUCCACCAACAUUAGCUUGGAGAGAAGCUCCGUGGACUUGGACUCUGAUGAAAGACCUUACGCCUGUGACCUCUGCAGCUGCGCCUACAAACAUGCCAGCUCCCUGCUGAACCACAAGCACACCCACAAGACGGGCAACUUCCGUUGCAAUUUCUGCGACAAGCCCUACACCAACUACAUGGCGCUGCGCAACCACAUGCGCAUCCACACACAACGGAAGAAGCACAUCUGUCACACAUGCGGGAAAGCCUUCCGACUGGCCAGGUUCCUCCGCAACCACCAGAAAGUCCACGAGGAGGGUGCUACGCCGUUCGGCUGCCCCACCUGUGGGAAGAGUUUCCAGGGGAGGUCCGGUCUGGCCAGGCACCGCUGCGGGGACAACCAGGUAGGCAUGGAAGUCAGGAGGAAGGCCACUGCACCCACGGGAGAGGGCGAAGAGUGUCGGUACACGUGUGAUCAGUGCGGCCGUUCCUACCGCCAUGCCAGCUCCCUCCUCAACCACAAGAACACCCACACUGUUGGUAUCUACCACUGUGCCGUGUGCCUCAAGACCUACUCCAACCUGCUCGCCCUAAAGAACCAUCGCCGUAUUCACUCAGAGACGCGGCGCCACCGUUGCCAUGACUGUGGGAAGGCCUUCCGUGUUUCCUCUCAACUCUACAACCACCGACGUGUCCACCAGAAGCAGCGGGAGCUGACCUGCCGGUCCUGCCAGCGAGCAUUCCCUACGCAGGCUAGCUUCAGGCUGCACAUGGAGAUCACCCACGGCCAGGUGCCACAGCCCCGCCAGCCCAGACCCCAGCAGCCCCGUCCGGGGGGCUCCCAGGAGCUGGGCUGGGGGUCAGGACUGGACCUCACUUUGAUGCAAGAGCAAGGACUUGACCCCGGCAGCAUGGCCAAAGCCCGCAGCCGAGGGGGCAACAGUGAGGUUAUUAAGUCCCAUGUGUGCGACCAGUGUGGGCGGUCUUAUCGCCACGCCAGCUCCUUGCUCAACCACAAGAACAGCCACAAAACCGGAACCUACUUCUGCAACUCCUGCCAGAAGGAGUUUCCUAACCUAAUGUCCCUCAAGAACCAUCGGCGCAUCCACACCGAGCCCAAGCGCUACCAGUGCCCCGAUUGCGGGAAGUCCUUCCGGGUGUCCACACAGCUCAUCUGCCACCGUCGCAUCCAUACCAAGGAGAAGCCGUUCUCCUGCCAGCAGUGCGACAAGCGCUUCUCCUCCAAGUCCAACCUGCGGCACCACAUGAAAGUGCACUGGAGCGGCUCGACGGCGCCCCCUCCCAUGGCAAUGAGUGCGCCCAACUUCCUGGAUCUAGUUUCCAGCCGCUCCAGGAAGUUCGUCUGUGGUCAGUGUGGUCGGUCUUAUCGCCACGCCAGCUCCCUGCUCAACCACAAGAACAGCCACAAGACCGGAACCUACUUCUGCACCUCCUGCCAGAAGGAGUUUCCUAAUCUGAUGUCUUUCAAGAACCAUCGGCGCAUCCACACCGAGCCCAAGCGCUACCAGUGCCCCGACUGUGGGAAGUCCUUCCGGGUGUCAACGGCGCUCAUCUGCCACCGUCGCAUCCACACCAAGGAGAAGCCGUUCUCCUGCCAGCAGUGCGACAAGCACUUCUCCUCCAAGUCCAACCUGAGGCACCACAUGAAAGUUCACUGGAGGAGUCCAACGUCGUCCAGAGGCUCCGCCUUCCUCAGCGUCCCAUCCAGACCUUUCUGAAGCAGUGCUCACUGUGACCUCAGUGUGGACGAACACAACUAACCCAUCCCUGAACGCCUCACUGUGAAGUUUAACCACAGCUGAGGCCUUCAGACUGAAACCUGCUGCAGCAGUUUAGUGAAAUUAAAUCCACUUAACAGACUGGAUCCAGCUGUCAGCUCUGAAAUAUGCAGGCAAACUCCUUAAUUUAACAUUUUCAACCAGCUUCUCCUGCAAAAUCUGACUUCAAAUUCAAUACGAACAUGUAAAUAUUUCUGUCUAACACAACACAACCUGAAUUUCAGCAUUUGAAAUCCAAAUCAGGUUUAAGUUUCUUUGAUUUGAAGAAUUUGGAUCGACGUCAGACGUUCAGGUUUGACCUGGUUAGCUUAGCUUAGCUUAGCCUGGCUCUGUCUGCAGCUCACUGAUUAGCAUGUUGUAGCUCGUUUGUACAGAAACCAAAGUGUGAGAAGAGCCAGAAUGUGCUAAAUUUUUAUGUAUCUUUAACUCAGUAUGUUAAAGAAUCAAACAUCUUAAUAUUAGUAAUGGUUUAAAAUGUCAACAGCGUUUAAUUUCACUUCAGCUCUUCAGUUUAUUAUCAGGUUGACGUCUUUUACGACCACAUCGCUCAAACCUGAGGCGAUGUUUUAUCCUCUGAACUUCUGAACAAACUGAAGCUCUUCUGUUACUCAAAGUGAAACUUUAUUCCAGUUACUGAUCAGAGUUACUCAGCUUCGUUUUCUUCUCUGAUGACAUUUUAAAAAAUUCAGUUUGUGUUUGCUUCACCUCCACGGAUGGACUGUUAACAAUAUGUUGGUGAACAGUGUUGGCCUGGUGGUUUACAGACUUCUGGACAGCUGGAUGAUGGGUCUUGUAUAAUUUUCUUUAGCUCUGAGUGUUUUUCUACUGCGGAGGACAACAACUGGAUCAUGUUCCUCCGUCUGUUGGCUCAGAUCUGCUUCUGGGAGUUUCUAUGUCUGCAGAUACUAAAUCCUGCUGUUCUUUACCUGUUGAAAUCUGAGGGAGAGUCAAAGUCAAAUCUGGAUUAUGGAAGUGCAUCAAUACAUAAGUGUCCUCUGAUGUCACCACCGUUAAUAUUCAACCGAAACACGUCAUUCCAUGAAAAAUCAAUCUCACAUCCAUCUGGUUCUAGUGAUCUUUUUUUUUUUCCAGGGUGUUCCAGGCCCUUGAAAUACAUAGAGGUGGGUCCAGAUUUAUCACUUUUUAAUGGACUUUUUCCAUCAUUUCUGAGCCUCAGUACAGCAGAUGGAUUCAUGACAUUUUAGGAUGGAAAACACAUCUAAGUUCUGGUAAAAACUGAAACCAGAUCUGUUUUAUAUCCAUCCAGGUGUCACAGUCUAAACAUUGAAUCUGGUUUCUGUCCAUUUUCUCUAUAACCAACUUUGAGCAUCACUUAGUUUGGACAAUAAAACUGAAUCAGUUUAAUGUUUAUGACAUAGAGUCAUAGAAACAAUCGCUGGUACUCUUGUUCGUGGUCAUUUUAUAUACAGUUGUAGUUAUUUUGUGUUUCUUCUGACCAGGACUACCACAGUGAAUGCAUAGUUUUUAGUUAAACUUUCUAGGCUCUUAUCAGCGGGUGUAGUAGAUGGUUGGUCAGAACAAGUUCUACACAGCAAAAGCAUCAUUUUACUCUCAAAAUAGACAUGAUUCACUCUGUGGGAAUUUUUUUUUCCUAUAUAUGCACACACUAACUAACUGUAUUGGUCAAAUGAUGGAAAAAGUCCAUUAAAAAGUGAUGAAUAUGGCCUUACCUGUAAGUAGGUGUAAGUAGUUCAGGGACCUGGAAACCUGGAAAUAUUCAUCAUAUGAAGGUAAAACUCCAUGUCAGACCAUCAGUUCUCCACUUAAUUCAAUUUUUAUUUUGUGACUUUAGUCUCGGUUUCACUCACUGUUUAAUUUUGUUUAGUUUAAUUGUCACUGCAUCAAACUUGUUACCAGAAAAGUGUAAUCAGUGACAGCAGAGAUCGUUUGGACUCCUGGCGUCUGGUUCUGACAUUCUCUGGUCUUUUGUAGAUGAUAAAUCUUCUCUGCAUGAUGAAAACUGACAAUGAAGAUCCUCGUUUUGGUCAGAGGUGGAGAUAAAUUUGUUCUCCUGGAUCAUCUGAAAGCUUCGUGCAGUUUAAAGAUGUGAACCAACUGAAGACAAACCUGCUGGUUCACACAGAUGUCCGUAUCUUCUGACUCUGUUUCUGUUGUCACAUGUAGUUAGAGGGCUGAUGAUCAGUAGAACAUUAGAAGUGAUGAUUGUUCCUCUGCUGACCUCAUGUUUGGUCGAAGGUGAUGCGUCAGGGCGGGUUGUGGCGGCCAUUUUGGAUCCCUCCCUCAAUCUAAAUUUCUGCAUUCACUAAAUAACAUAAAUUCAUAGACGUGUUCUCAUAUUUACAGCUGUUUUACUUUGUUGUAAUUUCAUGACUGACAAACAAAUCUCGCGAAAGAUCAAAUUUAAAAGGAAACAGCUCUCACUAUGAGAAAAUAAGUUAUGAGAAGAAGAAUCGUGUUGUUCUCAUAAUUUUUUUUUAUAAUUCUCAGAUGUUUUCUCAGAAUUUUACAAUUCAGAGCUUUAAAACAGGACAAACUGAGGAGGUUCUGAGAAAUUCUUCUUCCAGGUCUGAGAUACAGAAUUGAUCAUUAUUACAAAGAAAACAAGAAAACUCUCAUAUUAAAUCCAUAUUUGGGAACUAGGAAAUUAGUUUUGCGCAAGAAUGAGAAAGCUCAUGUAAUUAAGUCAUAACUUUGAGAAAAUCUGUUAAAAGAUCUGUGAAAUUAUCAUGAGAUUAUCUGAUUUCAACAAGAUAUUUUCUCAUAAUUACCUCAAGUUUACUAUUUUCAUGUUUUCUCUUCUUGAUGAGAAUUUCAAUUGCAUUUUCCUGAAAUCUGAAUCAUAUAAUGAAACACUAAGCAUGAUAAUUAUGAUAAAACAUCAUAAUACUGUAUUUAUUCAUUACAACAAAUUUUCAUAAUUUUCAUCACAUAAGAAAAAUCAGAAUACAAAACUCUUGUCUAGUAAUUAUGAAAGUGAUCUCAUGGCUAUUUUCUGAUGAUUCUCUGAUUCUCUGAUGUUUUCCCUAAAUUGUAGAUUGAAACUUUUAAGGACAAGAAACUGAAGAAGUUUUAAAGAUGAGAAAACUUGAGAUUUGGUCAUUAUUACGAUCAAACAGGAAAACUCUCACAAAAAAUCCAGAUCAAGUAUUUAAGACCUUUUUUUUCCAGCGUUAUGAGAGAUGCUUUGUAAUCCUGAAAUGAAGUCAGAGCUUCUCUGAUAAUUAUGAGAUUAUUUGUUUGAAUAUUUGUCUCAAAAUUAUGUGAAUUAUGGGAAAGCAAAAACUGCAUAAUGAUGCUAAUAUUUUCUAUUAAGUCACAUUUUAGUAAAAACUGGAGAACUGAGAAAACUUUCUUAAACUGUAUUUAUUAUGAUAGUUUCUCCUAAAUUUUAUCAUGAGAAAAUUAGAAUUAUAAUAAGUAUAUAUCCUCAUAUAAUCAUGAGUUCUGCGUUAAGACAGAAUAUCAAGAGUAUCGUCAGUUAAAAUGAAAUAUUCUGAGAAAAAACUCAGAUUUCUGUCCUCAAAGUUGUAAGUUUAUUAUGUAAAUACAUUUAACAGAUGUUAGCUACACAUCUGUUGUAUUGAUUCAUCUCAAUUAUUUAACCAGCAAUUAGUUUUUCUGUAAAUCUGUGACUUUAAUCUCAGAGACUUUCUGAGAGAAAACUUUAAUAUUCACUAAUGCUUUGUUUAGAUUAAUACUCUAAUUUCUGAAAAAGUCACAGUGAAAAGGAAACGCCUUUAUGUGUGUUUAGUGACUGAAUUUCACUUCUGUACAUUCUUGACUUCAACAUCGUUGAUGCCUAAGUAGCCUUCAUUUGAACUAAAAAAAAGUUUAAAAUGAAAAAAGGUGGAAUUAGUUCUGAUUUAUCUGUCUCAAUAUGCUCACAAUGAUCUGUUUUUUCAAUCUGGGGAUUCAAAAUGGCGCAGCAGAGAGUCUUGGUGCUGUUUGAUGUAUUGUUGCUGUUCGUCUGUGACAGUUUUAAUAUACAAACUCCUUUAUACUCACCUGAUAGUAAAAGUGCAGAUAAAUGCCUUGAAAUGUGUCUUUUUUAUUUCUAGGUUCUAAUCGAAACAUUAAAAGUGUUUACUUCUUGGUGUUUGACACAAACUAUCAUUAUGUGGAUUUUUUUCAGCAUUACUUACAUGUAAAACCCUGUUUUUUAUCAGGUUUUUAGUACAGUUUGGUUGAAAUUCUGAAGUAUUAAUAUAGAAAGGUGUAAAAUGAGAAGGUUAAAUAAAUCUGGAACAAAACGA
Amphiprion ocellaris (clown anemonefish) is the source of this 9742-nucleotide messenger RNA. RefSeq names its product zinc finger protein 646. Bases 489 to 5447 code for a protein of 1652 amino acids. Gene Ontology annotation, cellular component: nucleus. NCBI's taxonomy places the organism in Eukaryota, Metazoa, Chordata, Actinopteri, Pomacentridae. Gene Ontology annotation, biological process: regulation of transcription by RNA polymerase II. The record is from RefSeq and is a predicted model, not a curated record. Gene Ontology annotation, molecular function: DNA-binding transcription factor activity, RNA polymerase II-specific; RNA polymerase II transcription regulatory region sequence-specific DNA binding. The transcript has 5 exons.